AUGUUCUUACGCAGAAUCUUCUUGCCAACAACGCCCACUCUUUCUCUCUCUCUCUCUCUCUCUCUCUAUCUCUCUCUCUCUCUCAUUUGUCUCAUUAUCCCCUCCUCCCAAGAAAUGACUUCCCUUUCAUCAUUUUCCGUUCAUUCUCUUUUUAAACGAUCUUGCUUUAUUCUUCCCGUUUUUAUUUACUUCUCUUUUGACCUUUCUUUUCUUUUUUCUUUCUUUCAUUUGCUUUCAGUCUAUCUUUCUAUAACAUUUUCUCUCUUUCUGUCUGUCUGUUUUUUUUUAUUGUUUUUUUUCAUGCAGUUUAUUUUUACUUUCUUAUCUAUACUUCUCUUUCUCUUCAUUUCGUUUACCAAACAUCUUUCUCUCCCUCUCUCUCUCUUUCCUUCUCUCUUUCUUUCUCUGGCUCUCUUUUUUCUCUCUCUUUCUUUUUCUUUCAUUCUUUCUUUCUUUCUCUGGCUCCCUUUCUUUUUUCUUUCAUUUUUAAUUAUUUUCUUUCUAUUCUCUUUCUUUUCAUUCCGUCUGCUAAGCGUCUUACCCCCCCCUCUCUCUCUCUCUUUUUCUUUUCUUUUUUUGAUUGUUUUAACAUUCCGUCUACCUAACAUAUUCUUCAUUUUCCAUUCUCUCUCUUUCUUCCUUUCUCCCUCUCUCUGUCUAUCUCUUUCUAUUUUUAACAUUUUUAUUUCUUUUCUCUGUCUCUCCAUUCCGUCUACCUAG
Acanthosepion pharaonis is the source of this 720-nucleotide messenger RNA. Lineage: Eukaryota; Metazoa; Mollusca; Cephalopoda; Sepiida; Sepiidae. The record is from the annotation of a GenBank genome assembly.